GGCAGGGUUGGGGGAAGUGUGGAAAGCCUCCGAAGGCGCCACUGCCAAAGGAAGAUUUGGUAGGAGGAGAAGUGGAGGGGUAAAGACAGGCUGGGAGGGGAGAAGUAAGGAGGACAAAUAGGUCGCCUCUCCUGAGGCGGCACAAAGUUCUUCGAGAUGUGGCUGAAGCCUGAGGAAGUGCUGUUGAAAAAUGCGCUGAAGCUGUGGCUGAUGGAAAGAUCCAACGAGUACUUUGUCCUGCAAAGGCGUCGAGGCUACGGGGAAGAAGGCGGAGGGGGACUUACAGGGCUUCUGGUUGGGACUCUUGAUUCUGUGUUAGACUCUACUGCUAAAGUGGCUCCAUUUCGCAUCCUGCAUCAAACUCCAGAUUCUCAAGUUUAUUUGUCAAUUGCAUGUGGAGCCAACAGAGAAGAAAUAACAAAACACUGGGACUGGUUGGAACAAAAUAUCAUGAAGACUUUAUCUGUGUUUGAUUCAAAUGAAGAUAUUACUAAUUUUGUACAAGGCAAAAUACGAGGACUAAUUGCUGAAGAGGGUAAACAGUCUUUUGCAAAAGAAGAUGAUCCUGAGAAAUUUCGAGAAGCCCUUUUGAAAUUUGAAAAAUCUUUUGGUUUACCAGAGCAGGAAAAACUAGUAACAUAUUAUUCCUGUAGUUACUGGAAAGGACGGGUUCCUUGUCAGGGUUGGCUCUACCUAAGUACCAACUUUCUCAGCUUCUAUUCUUUCUUGCUAGGAUCAGAAAUUAAACUCAUUAUCUCCUGGGAUGCAAUUUCAAAACUUGAAAAGACGUCAACUGUUAUACUAGCAGAGAGUAUUCACAUAUGUUCCCAAGGAGAGAAUCACUAUUUUUCAAUGUUUUUGCAUAUUAAUGAAACAUACCUGCUUAUGGAACAACUGGCAAACUAUGCAAUAAAGAGACUUUUUGAUAAGGAAACAUUUGAUAAUGACCCAGUACUUGAUGAUCCUCUACAGAUUACCAAAAGAGGUUUGGAAUACCGAGCCCACAGUGAGCAAUUCAAAGCCUUUUUUAGGCUACCCAAAGAAGAGUCUUUGAAAGAAGUGCAUGAGUGUUUCUUAUGGGUACCGUUCAGCCACUUCAGUGCUCACGGGAAAAUGUGCAUUUCAGAGAACUACAUCUGCUUUGCUAGCCAGGAUGGCAAUCUAUGUAGUGUAAUCAUUCCCUUACGAGAGGUCUUAGCUGUAGAUAAAACUGAUGACUCCAACGGAUCUGUCAUCAUUAGCAUCAAAGGAAAAACAGCUUUUCGUUUCAAUGAGGUUAAAGACUUUGAGCAACUGGUGGCAAAACUAAGGCUCAAAUGCCGGGCAGCGUCAACUCAAGAUGUUAGUACAGAGAUUGCUAUUAGUUCUGACUCUACAGGCCUAUCUGAUAAUUUUGAGGAGCAACCUUUGACAUGCCAAAAAGAAUGCAGCAAAGCUCUGAAUACUGAAGCCUUAAUGACAGUAUUUCACCCUCAAAAUUUGGAGAAUCUUGAUUCUAAAAUGUUGAAAGAGAAGAUGAAAGAACAAUCAUGGAACAUCUUAUUUUCAGAAUGUGGGCGUGGUGUUAGCAUGUUCCGGACAAAAAAGACCCGAGAUCUGGUUGUAAGAGGGAUUCCAGAGACUUUAAGAGGAGAGCUGUGGAUGCUUUUCUCAGGUGCUGUUAAUGACAUGGCUACUAAUCCCGGCUAUUAUGCUGAAGUGGUUGAACAAUCCUUAGGGACCUGCAACUUGGCUACUGAAGAAAUUGAACGUGAUUUGCGUCGCUCUCUGCCUGAGCACCCAGCAUUUCAGAGUGAUACUGGCAUAUCUGCUCUGAGGCGGGUACUGACAGCUUAUGCAUAUAGGAAUCCCAAAAUAGGAUACUGCCAGGCAAUGAACAUUUUGACUUCAGUAUUGCUUCUAUAUGCAAAAGAAGAAGAAGCUUUUUGGCUUCUGGUUGCUGUGUGUGAACGAAUGUUGCCUGAUUAUUUUAAUCGUCGAAUCAUUGGUGCCUUGGUGGAUCAGGCAGUGUUUGAAGAACUUAUCAGGGAUCACCUUCCUCAGCUGACAGAUCACAUGACCGAUAUGACCUUCUUUUCCUCGGUUUCUCUCUCGUGGUUCCUCACACUUUUCAUUAGCGUGCUACCUAUCGAAAGUGCAGUGAAUGUGGUGGACUGUUUCUUCUACGAUGGAAUAAAGGCCAUUUUACAACUGGGAUUGGCAAUCCUUGACUAUAAUUUAGACAAACUCCUGACGUGUAAAGAUGAUGCUGAAGCUGUGACAGCAUUGAACAGGUUCUUUGACAAUGUCAUUAAUAAGGAUAGCCCAUUGCCUUCAAAUGUUCAGCAGGGUUCAAAUCUCAAUGAUGAAAAAAACAGUCAUACUAAAGUGGAUAUUACAGAUUUGAUUAGAGAGUCCAAUGAGAAAUAUGGCAGUAUUCGCUACGAAGAUAUACAUAGCAUGCGCUGUCGAAAUAGGUUGUAUGUGAUACAGACCCUGGAGGAAACAACAAAGCAGAAUGUGUUACGUGUUGUAUCACAAGAUGUGAAAAUGAGCCUUCAGGAAUUGGAUGAACUUUAUGUCAUUUUUAAGAAAGAACUGUUUAUAUCUUGUUAUUGGUAUUUGAGUUGUCCAGGAUUGCAGCACCAUGACCCGAGCCUGUCAUAUUUGGAACAGUAUCAGAUUGACUGCCAACAAUUCAGAGUAUUGUAUCACUUGCUGAGUCCCUGGGCUCAUUCUGCAAACAGAGACUCGCUAGCUUUAUGGACGUUCAGAUUGUUGGAUGACAACUCUGAUUGCCUUAUAAACUUCAAAGACUUCUCCUGUGCAAUUGAUAUAAUGUACAAUGGAAGCUUUACUGAGAAGCUUAAGCUGCUUUUUAAGCUGCACAUUCCUCCAGCUUAUACUGAAGUGAUGUCUAACACUUCUUCAAAGGGCGAUGAGCUUUCAACAGAAGAAUUACUUUAUUUCAGUCAGCUCCAGGUUUCCAAGCCUGCAGAUGAGAAGGAAACAGAAUCAGGAAGAAAUAGCCCUGAAAAAGGCAAAGGAAAAAUUGAUAUUCAAGCCUACUUAAGUCAAUGGCAAGAUGAGCUUCUCAAAAAAGAAGAAAAUAUUAAAGAUUUACCAAGAAUGAAUCAGUCACAGUUCAUUCAGUUUUCAAAGACCCUGUAUAAUUUAUUUCAUGAGGAUCCCGAAGAAGAGUCAUUAUAUCAAGCCAUUGCUAUUGUAACCAACCUUCUGCUCAGGAUGGAAGAAGUUGGAAGGAAACUCCAUAGCCCCACAUCAUCAGCCAAAGGAUUCUCCAAGACAGCCUGUGAUUCUGGACCCAGUGAGGAGAAGGCAGAAAGCAAUGUAGAGAAAGAUCCUUCCUCUCCCAGGGAAGAGCAUCAGUGGUCUUUUGCAUUUGAACAGAUUCUUGCUUCCCUGUUAAAUGAACCAGCCUUGGUGAGGUUUUUUGAGAGACCCUUAGAUUUAAAAGCCAAGCUAGAAAAUGCAAAAAACUCGCAGUUAAGGUCUAGGACCAAGAUGUAAACCUCUGCCAUCAUCAGGUUUACCAUGAGUCCUGUACUAUCAGCUUGAUUCCUGGGAAAACUUCUCAGGGAUAUGUCGCAUUACCUAUGUGCUCCAAGGCAAAAGAGAAGAUAGCCAGAAGUUCAAUGGUUCAUUCCUUUAGUUGCAGCUUA
Messenger RNA from Acomys russatus (golden spiny mouse), 3662 nucleotides. It is a transcript of the gene Tbc1d8b, whose product is annotated as TBC1 domain family member 8B. The transcript has 21 exons. The record is from RefSeq and is a predicted model, not a curated record. Bases 157 to 3510 code for a protein of 1117 amino acids. NCBI's taxonomy places the organism in Eukaryota, Metazoa, Chordata, Mammalia, Rodentia, Muridae.